Messenger RNA from Perca fluviatilis (European perch), 2776 nucleotides. RefSeq names its product tripartite motif-containing protein 16-like. Gene Ontology annotation, molecular function: zinc ion binding; protein binding. NCBI's taxonomy places the organism in Eukaryota, Metazoa, Chordata, Actinopteri, Perciformes, Percidae. The transcript has a single exon. Bases 158 to 1828 code for a protein of 556 amino acids. The record is from RefSeq and is a predicted model, not a curated record.
CCCUCCCCUCCAGAGCCUCAGUUUGCAUAUGGGUGUAACCAACAUGCUGGGGGAAGUACAACAGCGCAUCACUGCUGUGUUUACAUCAGAGCUCAGACUAGUUUCACUUCUCAGGAACGGAGACUCAGACGGUCGUUGUCACUGAGCGAGAGGUGAAAUGGCGCAGAAAAGAGUUAAGCUGGACCGGGAAGCCUUCUCUUGUUCCAUCUGUCUGAAUCUACUGAAGGAUCCGGUGACUACUCCCUGUGGACACAACUACUGCAUGAACUGUAUUAAAAGCCACUGGGAUGAAGAGGAUCGUAAGAACAGCCACAGCUGUCCUCAGUGCAGGAAGACGUUCACACUGAGGCCUGUCCUGCUGAAAAACACCAUGUUAGCAGAUUUAGUGAAGGAGCUGAAGAAGACUAGACUCCAAGCUGCUCCUGCUGAUCCCUGCUAUGCUGGAGCUGAAGAUGUGGCCUGUGAUGUCUGCACCGGGAGAAAACUCAAAGCACACAAGUCCUGUCUGCAAUGUCUGGCUUCUUUCUGUGAGAAACACCUUCAGCCUCAUUUAGAAUCAGAGACAUUCAAGAAACACAAGUUGGUGGAGCCGUCCAAGAAGCUCCAGGAGGACGUCUGCUCUCGUCAUGAUGAGGUGAUGAAGAUGUUCUGCCGUACUGAUCAGCAGCUUAUCUGUUAUCUCUGCUCUGUGGAUGAACAUAAAGGCCACGACACAGUCUCAGCUGCAGCAGAGAGAGCUGAGAGGCAGAAAGAGCUUGACGGGAGUCGAAAAAACAUCCAGCAGAGAAUCCAGGACAGAAAGAAAGAUGUGAAGCUGCUUCAACAGCAGGGGGAGGCCAUCAAUCGCUCUGCUGAUAAAGCAGUGAAGGACAGCGAGAAGAUCUUCAGUGACCUGAUCCGUCUCCUGGAGAAAAGAAGCUCUGAUGUGAAGCAGCAGGUCAGAUCCCAGCAGAAAAGUGAAGAGAGUCUAGUCAAAGAUCUUCAGGAGAAGCUGGAGCAGGAGAUCACUGAGCUGAAGAGGAAAGACGCUGAGCUGAAGAAGCUCUCACACACAGAGGAUCACAACCAGUUUCUACACAACUACCCCUCACUGUCACCACUCAGCCAAUCAGCAUCCAGCAUCCAUAUCCUUCCUCUGAGCUGCUUUGAGGACGUGACAGCGGCCGUGUCAGAAGUCAGAGAUAAACUACAGGACGUCCUGAGAGAGAAGUGGACAAACGUCUCACUGACAGGGACUGAAGUGGACGUUUUACUGCCACAACCAGAGCCCAAGACCAGAGCUGGAUUCUUAAAAUAUUCAUGUGAAAUCACACUGGAUCCAAACACAGCAAACACACAGCUGUUAUUAUCUGAGGGGAACAUGAAAGCAACAUUAAUGAGUCAACAACAGUCUUAUUCUAGUCACCCAGACAGAUUCACUAACAUGUGGCAGGUCCAGAGUAGAGAGAGUCUGACUGGACGUUGUUACUGGGAGGUGAAGAGGAGAGGAGGAGUUUAUGUAGCAGUUGCAUACAAGAAUAUCAGCAGAGCAGGGAGGUUGGAUGAAUGUGGAUUUGGACGAAAUGAUAAAUCUUGGGCAUUAUAUUAUAACAACAACGGUUAUACAUUUUGGUCCAACGAUGUCCAAACUCCAGUCUCAGGUCCUGAGUCCUCCAGAGUAGGAGUGUACCUGGAUCACAGUGCAGGUAUUCUGUCCUUCUACAGCGUCUCUGAAACCAUGACUCUCCUCCACAGAGUCCAGACCACAUUCACUCAGCCGCUCUAUGCUGGACUCUGGUUUGAUUAUUGGUCUCCUGGAGACUCUGCUGAGUUGUGUAAACUGAAAUAGACAGAAGUCAUUUAAGGGUUAAAUUCAGUGUUUUAACUCUUUGACUUAUUUAGUCUCCAUGUUUGUUGCUGAGAGCUGAUUGUUGUGAUUUCUUCACUACACAGAGAUCAGCUGUCAAUCAAACAUUAUGGGAUGUCCUUUAACAUCUUUUAGUUUAGUUUAAAGAUUAGUUUUUGUGCACGGACCGAUGUGUUGUUUAAAUGAUAUAGAAAAUUUGUUCCAUUUGGUUUUCUACUGUCCUUUUUAUUUAGAACAGCGUGAUGCUUUGUUUUAGUCAGAUUAAAACAGAUAUUGAUGUUGGAAAUAUGGACGAUGCUUAAAGACUGAGACGGCUGUUCACGUGUUAUCUUGAGAAAGCCUGAGAGAAGAGAAAUAAAGCUCUUUACCGAGAUGAUCUGUAGAUAUUAGUUGUUGUUUGUUAUUCAUGUAUUUCUCCACGUUGUGUAUCUGCGGGACAGGAAGAUGUCUGUUGAAUAGCGGUGUCUUGUAAUCCCGUGUGGGACGUUAGCUUCUUGUCUCAUCUGGGGUCUGAUAAACAGUAAAUUAAACUAACAUGAACAAAGUAUUUUCUUCCUGUCUUCAUUCCAGGGUUUCAUACAAAGCUGACGGAGAAAAUGUGAAACUGAUAUGAGAGUAUAACUGAGGCCCUUUUCCUCCUGAAACACCACAAAGUACAGUGUUCAUGUUUACAGUCAGUCAGUCUCGGUCCUCUCAACUUUUAUCACUAAAACUGCUCCGUCACAGAGAAAUGAGCAGAGUUUUCUAUCACUUGUUGCUUUUUAAAGCCAACAUUUCCUCUCUGCACUGAGUCAAUAAAUAUUACACAGACCUAAAAGUUGCAGGUUUGAACAAACAUCCCAACUCAGACACCAUAAAGCAGGGGUCUUCAACGAUUUUUAAGCCACGGACCCCUUAGCUGAAAGAGAGACCCCUUACUAAAUAUAUUGG